CCAGAAGAAGUCAAGAUGGCCAGAUGCUGGUUGCUCUUCUUGCUCAUUGGGAUGGUCACUGCCGGCAAACCCCGCAAAGGCCCUCCUUUGACCCUUCAGCAGGCCGGCAUCGAAUCGGUCAAGCAGUACAACGAAGAGGCCGGCGCCAGUCCCGUUUACCGGCUGGAGAACCUCGAGCCCGUGGUCAAAUGGGACUCCACCGUCAAAUCUUACCGGUAUUUUAACCUCACAAUCAAGGAAACGGUGUGCAACAAUAAGAAGAAGGUUGAAAUUGAUACGUGUGAAUAUAAAUCGCAUGGGGUGACCAAAACCUGCCGCGUGGGGUAUCGUUAUGUCGGUGGGGCGCCCCAGAUGAAGAUCACUUGCAAAAGAGCGUGAAAGAAAAGCAACACGAGGACGGAUCUUCCCAAAUCCACCCCACGAUUGGCUCUGAACACGCCUGCCGUAGAUGUGGGCGAAACGUCAGGAGAGAAUGCUUCUGGAACAUGGCCAGACAGCCUGGAAGACAUACAACAACCCUGUUCUUGACAGUUUACUUCAAUGAAACACAUGAUACAGAUACGCAAAUUAUCCAAAUCAAUAAAAACUGGGAAGAUAAUA
Messenger RNA from Anolis carolinensis (green anole), 600 nucleotides. Its product is annotated as cathelicidin-related antimicrobial peptide Na_CRAMP-like. The transcript has 3 exons. Gene Ontology annotation, biological process: defense response to Gram-positive bacterium; defense response to Gram-negative bacterium; antimicrobial humoral immune response mediated by antimicrobial peptide. Lineage: Eukaryota; Metazoa; Chordata; Lepidosauria; Squamata; Anolidae. Gene Ontology annotation, cellular component: extracellular region. The record is from RefSeq and is a predicted model, not a curated record. Gene Ontology annotation, molecular function: lipopolysaccharide binding. The coding region runs from base 16 to 378 and encodes 120 amino acids.